Molecule: messenger RNA, 2707 nt
Organism: Owenia fusiformis
Lineage: Eukaryota; Metazoa; Annelida; Polychaeta; Sabellida; Oweniidae
Source: the annotation of a GenBank genome assembly
CAAAAUUGGAAGUCAUACAUUGUUUGUUGUAAGAGUGAACCGUGGAAAGAUGACCUUCCAAAUCUACUGCCAAUUGUUGGGAGGGUCAUUUCACACCUCAUGGGGGAUGUUUCAAGGAAUCCUUACAAAGAUAAGAAAUAUCUUGUACCAGACCAUCCAGACCUUUCUGGUCACACAGAUCCUAAUUAUCACCAAUUAAAUGAACUGAAUAACACUAGAGAUUAUAUUACCCCAAGAAGAAGGAAGAUGAGGGAAAUGAAACCUGCUGACUUUGAAGACCCUUAUAAAGAACUGUUCCUAUGGGCAAUCCUUCUUAAUAGGAGAGAACUGGCCCAUCUGUUUUGGAAGCUUGGCAAAGAUCACAUAGGUGGAGCUCUGAUGGGAAGUGCCCUUUUGAAGUCACUAUCUGAAAUAGCAGAUGAUGAAGAAGAAGUUGAUCUUGCACAAGACAUUGCAAAACAUUCUGAGUCAUGGGAAGAGAUUGCAUGUGGAGUCCUAAAUGAAUGUUACACCAGAGACAAGCAGAUGUCCCACAACCUGUUGAUCAGGAAACUUAACACAUGGGGAGGCACCACAUUAUUCUCCAUAGCAGAAGAGGCUAAUAAGAUGGACUUCAUGGGGCUAUCAUGCUGCCAGACUAAACUUAAUAAAAUAUGGAAAGGCAAUAUGGCUUUAUAUACUUCAAACUGGAAGAUAUUUGCCUCCCUGUUCUUGCCAUUCUUCCUGCCUUUGAUAAAGUUCUCAACAAAUGACUUCACUACAGAAGGUCCCUCUGAUAAUAACCUUGCACAAGGUCCACCAGAGUCUAAAGGCAGCAAAGUUGAUGUACAGCCCCUUGGGAAUGACAAUGAAGAAUUUGUAAGGUCUAAAUCUCGGAGGAAGAGAAAAAGACUGACUCGGAAAUUGUACACAGUCGCCUGCGGGUCAGGUGCCCAGGGGUCAAUCAGUGUAUUCAGUGCCAUCUAUUAUUACCAUACAGCACCAGUCACCAAAUUCUCUUAUCAUACAAUAUCCUACAUUGUAUUCUUGGGCAUGUUCACAUUCUUCCUACUUACUAACCUCAGACCUGUGACGCAUCCUGACUCCCCAAGUUUCUGGGAAAUGUUGGUGUGGGGCUGGGCUGCUACUAUGUUUGUUGAAGAACUGAGACAGUUCCUCACGAAAGACACAACCUCUGUCAAAUACAAAUUCUCUGGCUACUUCAGUAAUCUUUGGAAUGCCUUUGACCAAGGCAUCUACAUCAUGCUCCUCAUCUCUAUCAUUCUCCGCUACACCCUGCUGGACGAGGAAGACUUCAAAUGGGCAAGGAGGUUCUACAGCAUCACUCUCGCCAUGUUCUUCGUUCGCUUCAUGCAUAUAUUUUUCGUUGAGAAAAAUCUGGGACCAAAAGUUAUCAUGAUUAGGAGAAUGUUGACUGAUCUGCUGUUCUUUAUUGCCAUAUUGCUGGUAUUCAUAUUAGCAUAUGGUGUUGCUAGUCAAGCGUUGAGGUACCCCAAUGCGCCAGUAAGCUGGAACUUACUCAAAGACAUUGUUUACCUCCCCUAUUGGCAAAUGUAUGGAGAACUCGAACUUGCUCUAGUUGAAGGUGAGCUUGAAGGUUGUACGUCUAAUGAAACAAUCUGGAGAAAUGACCCAGAGGCGGAGAGAUGUCCUGAAGAAUCGUCACUGGCCAUCAUCUUAUUCGCCAUCUAUAUGAUGGUCAGCAAUGUGCUGCUCCUUAACCUGCUUAUUGCCCUCUUCAGCCAUACCUUUGAAAAGGUGCAAGAGAAUUCUGAGAAAGUGUGGCGCUUCUACAGGUACAACUUGAUCUAUGAAUACUUUGAUCGCCCAACUCUGGCCCCUCCAUUGAUCAUCCUGAGCCAUAUCGCCCGCAUCAUCAUGUUCUUCAUCUAUGCCUGUCGAAGUGAUAUGACCAAGAGUCAUGCUUUCAAGAAAUACCUUAGCAAAGAGGAAUAUAACAAACUCACAGCAUUUGAGAGAGCAGGCAUGGAAGAAUAUCUACUACAUGCACAACAAUUGCACCAUGAGCACAUUGAGAACAAAGUCAGCGCAACUGGAGAAAGGAUUGAAAAAGUUAUUGAAGAUCUGGAAGAGAUCAAGGAACAAGUGGUGACAUCUGACAGCAGUGUCCCUACACUAGAAUUUGACCAAGCUGUGAUGGUACAACAACUUGGUGCUACACCUCAUGAGCAGCCUGAUCCCAUUGAAAGGUCAGAGCUGAAAGGAGAGUUUGACUACCUCAAUACUAGGAUGAAGAAUUUAGAGAACAAACUUGCAUCUCAGAGCUCAGCCAUGGAACAGAUUCUAACACUUUUACAAUCCAGUAGACAUGGUGGCCAAGCACAGACUUCUCCCUAUGGGAAUCAAAUACAGACUGCUCCCUAUGGGGGACAAGAACACCAGACCAGUUCUCAGUCCAGUUUUUACCGUCCACCCCUUCCACACAUAGAGAUACAGGGGGAUUCUUUGGAUUAAUUAAAUGUGGUGAAUUAAAUCAUAUGAUCUCUUAUAGAAGACAAAACUGUAAGCCAAGAACCAACCAACUGAUAGAUAGCUGCAUCUAAUGACAAGAAGCCUAGCUGCAUGAUUCCUGUAUGGCUACUAGACUUGCCUCAUCUAAUAAUUAGAAGCAUGGCCACAUGGUGUCUAAUUGGCUACUAGCCUUGUCUCAUGGUAUAACUUCAGCUUAGCAUAGUGUCUAAUUGGC